AUGCAGUCGCAAAGUCAGUGGUAUCUCAAUGCGCAGGCCAGUUCCUCAGCCAAUCCUGCCGAAGACGCCUUCAAAGAGGCGCUUGCCGUAUUCCAGCUGGAUCCCCGCACUUGCGCCAGAUUCGACAGAGUACAACAACUCCAAAGCCUCGAUGACCUGCAAAUCAUUCUCAACGAAGCGCAAUCCAGAUAUGAGCAACAACACGAAGGGAAAAAGGUCGCUAAGUGGUUGUCGCAGUUUUCAUCGCGCAUCUGCCAUUACGGUCAAAUCCUCGAUGUCCUUGUUCAGCAUCAUCCCGAGUACGUCAGCCUGGCAUGGGGAGCAAUGAAGUUUCUCUUCAUCACUGAUGCCUCCUUCCAGCUGGUAGAGAACCAUGGGAAGCAACUGCGAGUCCUUUCUAAAGGGCUGAGCCAGAUCGCAGAUGUGCUGCCGCGUGUAGAAUUCGCAAAUGCUCUCUACCCCACCUCCCGCAUGCAACAGGCGGUGUCCGAAAUAUAUAGUAAAAUCAUCCGGUUCUUCCUCCGGGCGGAGCGCUGGUUCCAACAAGGCAAAAUGCGCCAUGCAUGGGAAGCUCUGAGUCGGCCCACCGAACUCUACUAUAGCGACCUGAUCCAGGACGUGAGCGAGUGCACCAAAGCGAUCGAGGUGUUGGCGAAUACAGGCGCGCAAGCGGAGCAGCGCGAUAUGCAUCUAGAGACCCAGCAACUGGGUAAGCAGGUGCAGGAGAUGAGAGAGUUAAUCAUCUCAUACCAGUCCAUCCAAACAAGUGCGAAUCUCGACACCAACCAGCGCCUGACUGAUCUCCAAUUGAACCAGAUUAUGGAUUUCCUCUCUGGUGCCAAUGCGUUGGAUCCACUAAAAGCUCUGCAAUAUCGCGCCUUUAUGAGUGCCCGAACCAGACGUCGACAGACGAGGGCAGAUGUAGGCGCGCAAUUUUGGUCAAAUCCGAAGUUUGCUGCCUGGGAAUCUGCAUCGUCACCAACUAUGAUCAUGGUGAAAGGCGAGUACACUACGCGGUUACAAGUCCAGAACUUUGCCGUUGACGUCAUCAACAACCUUCGCAGUCGGACCGUCCCCACACUCUGGGCCCUGAAGUCAAUACCGGUGCAUGGCGCAACCGCCGCAUCAGCCAUAGAUAUCAUCAAGGGGUUGAUAUGUCAAGCCAUACAGCUCAAUGUUACACAGCAUACAGAACGCUCACUUGCGCUGAGUUGUGCGCAAUUUCGCGCAGCUGAUUCUGUUGAGCAAUGGUUUGACCUCCUAGCACGCACCAUCGCGAGCUUCCCGCAACUCUACAUCAUUGUUGACAUGGAAGCUGUGGGAGUUACGGAUCUAUAA
Molecule: messenger RNA, 1338 nt
Organism: Alternaria postmessia
Lineage: Eukaryota; Fungi; Ascomycota; Dothideomycetes; Pleosporales; Pleosporaceae
Exons: 4
Coding region: 1-1338 (445 amino acids)
Source: RefSeq, a predicted model, not a curated record